UUAAGAACAAAGAAUCCAUCACAAUUAUGAAGAGACACAAUGCCUAGCAGCAACAUUAAUCGGAAAUAAUGUCUCAAAUAUGGAAGAGUCUACCACCUUAUUUCUACAGGACUAAAGCCAAUAUCUACAAGGAAACACGAGUUAGAAUCGUACGUGCGGGGUCAUUGAUGCAUCUCUCUCUGCUUUUUUCUUGCACGUUCUCUUUUUCAGUCUUUCUUUUCGUGAGCAUCAUGGACGGAAAGAAAUUGGAGUACAAAGGUGAGGAAGCACUGAAUGAGAUUGAGAGGUUGACAAAGAAUAGUGCUGAAAUUCAGGAAAGCCUUUUAAAACAGAUAUUAAGUCAGAACAAGGAAACUGAGUAUUUGAGUAAGUAUAUGAAGAAGGGAGAUCAUGUAACUGAUGACGUCAUAGCAGAGUUUAAGCUUCAUGUUCCAGUUAUAAGUUAUGAAGAGAUCUUGCCAUAUAUCCAGAGAAUUACAAAUGGGGAAGAUUUUUCUCUCAUUACUGCUCAACCAAUAACAGAGAUGUUAUGCAGUUCAGGAACAUCAGGUGGAGAGCCUAAAAUGGUGCCAUCAACUGCUGAAUAUCUUGAUCGUCGUACCUUCAUGUACAAUCUUAUCACGGCAAUCAUGAAUAAAUAUGUUCCUGGUCUUGACAAGGGCAAGGCAAUGUAUCUCAACUUUGUAAGGACAGAAAUGCCCCCAACUCCUUGUGGCUUACCGGUUAGGACUGCAUUGACAAGCUACUACAAGAGCAAGCACUUCCUGUGCCGCGCAUGUGAGCCUUGGAAUGAUUUCACAAGCCCUGACCAAACCAUUCUAUGUGAUGACAUAAACCAAAGCAUGUAUUGCCAGCUUCUAGCUGGUUUGGUUAACCGCCACAAUGUCCUAAGGCUUAGUACUGCAUAUGCCUCUGCAUUUCUCAGAGCGAUCUCCUUCCUUGAAAAUAACUGGAUGAGCCUCUGUGAGGACAUGCGCAGUGGAAAGCUCAGUUCCUUUGUCACAGACCCUGGUUGUCGCGCCGGCAUGUCCACGGUGCUUUCGUCCCCUGUCCCACAUCUUGCAGAUGAGAUCGCUGAAAUUUGUAGCCAAAAGUGUUGGAAGGGGAUUCUCUGUCAGCUUUGGCCUAAGGCCAAGUACAUAGAAACAGUGAUCACUGGCUCCAUGGCUCAAUAUGUUCCUACACUGCAGUAUUACAGUGAUGAGAAAUUGCCUUUGGUUUGCACUAGGUAUUCUUCUUCUGAGUGUCACUUUGGGAUCAACAUAAAACCUUUGAGUGACCCUGCUGAUGUUGCUUUUACAUUGUUGCCUAACAUGGGUUACUUUGAGUUCCUUCCUAUUGGACAUAAUGAGACACUAAUGAUGGACUUUGAGGAGGAGCAUGUUCCUAAUGACAAGCUCGUAGAUUUGGGGAAUGUCAAGCUUGGUUGCUUUUAUGAGAUUGUGGUCACAACCUUUGCUGGGCUAUACCGAUACCGUGUUGGUGAUGUACUUCAAGUGGUUGGGUUUUACAAUAAAGCUCCACAAUUUAGAUUCAUUUGUAGGAAAAAUGUUGUGAUCAGCAUUGACCAUGACAAAACUAGUGAAGAGGAUUUGCAUAAGAGUGUCACUGCUGCCAAUAAAUUGUUAGAGUCUCAUGAUGCUCUACUAGUGGAAUACACUAGUUACUCUGAUACUUCUUCAUUGCCAGGACACUACGUAUUGUACUGGGAAAUUCUGUAUUACGGUUCAAAAAUAGAGUCACUUGAUACAAAUAUUAUUAAAGAAUGUUGCAUUGCGGUUGAAGAGCAACUAAACUAUGUAUAUUGGCAUUUGCGCAAUGACGGGUCAAUAGGACCACUUGAGAUACGUGUGGUGGAGGCAGGAACAUUUGAUGCAUUGAUGGAUUUCUUCAUUAGCCAAGGGGCUUCAAUUGGUCAAUACAAAACACCAAGGUGCAUUAAAUCUAAUAAAGCACUCAACUUGCUCGACUCCAAAGUUACUGCUUCCUUUUUCAGUCCUAGAGAUCCCCAAAGAAGGAUAUAAGAAGGUGUGUUAAGUUAAAAAGGUUGAUUAAGGUGUUGUUUGGAAGAAUUUACUUGAGUUUAUUUUAUAACAUAUACACUUAUGCAAGUGUUGUUCCUAUUUGUAAGUUGUUUAAUUUUGAGCUUAUUUUCAUAAGUUGAUCAAAUUGAUCUAUGAAUAAAAGUUUAUGAUUACCUAUAA
This is a messenger RNA of Lotus japonicus, 2204 nucleotides long. RefSeq names its product putative indole-3-acetic acid-amido synthetase GH3.9. Gene Ontology annotation, molecular function: acid-amino acid ligase activity. Bases 69 to 2024 code for a protein of 651 amino acids. The transcript is spliced from 5 exons. The record is from RefSeq and is a predicted model, not a curated record. NCBI's taxonomy places the organism in Eukaryota, Viridiplantae, Streptophyta, Magnoliopsida, Fabales, Fabaceae. Gene Ontology annotation, cellular component: cytoplasm.